AUGAGCUCCGAUACAGAUGGUAACGUGAAUUUCUACAACAAUGCUUCCUCGGAACUGUACAAAGAGAUACAUUCUUUCGUGCCAUCAAAUAGAUCAAAUUUGACCAGAGCAAAUGAGACUGAAACGAACAUCUUCAGCCUCAGCCGGGCAGUGCCUCUGGGCAUGGUUUUGGGUGCUUUUAUUGUUUUUGCAAUCGUGGGCAACAUUCUUGUCAUUCUCUCUGUGGUGUGCAACAGGCACCUGCGCAUACCCACAAACUACUUCAUCAUUAAUUUAGCCAUUGCAGACCUGUUGCUCGGAACCACAGUUUUACCAGUGUCAGCGACACUGGAGAUUUUGAAUUACUGGGUGUUUGGGAGGAUUUUCUGUGAUAUCUGGGCCGCGGUGGAUGUGCUCUGUUGCACUGCGUCCAUCAUGAGCCUGUGCGUAAUAUCAAUAGACCGAUAUAUCGGCGUGCGCUACCCGCUGCAAUACCCAAGCAUUGUGACCGAAAAGAGAGCUCUCCUUGCGAUGCUCGGAGUUUGGGUGCUUGCUCUCAUCAUAUCCAUCGGUCCACUACUUGGCUGGAAAGAGCCCCCUUCACAGGACGACACUGUUUGCUUGAUAACGGAGGAGCCAUUUUACGCACUGUUUUCUUCUUUGGGUUCCUUUUAUAUACCCUUGGCUGUAAUCUUGGCCAUGUAUUCUCGAGUGUACAUAGUCGCAAAAAGGACUACUAAAAACUUAGAGGCUGGAAUCAUGAAGGAGCGCAUGGACUCAAAUGAGCUAACGCUUAGGAUCCAUUACAAAGGCUCCCAGGCACAAGAGGACCGCGGUGGGGUGAGCAAAGGCCAAACCAGGAGUUCCAUGACGAUGAAACUGCUGAAAUUCUCCAGAGAAAAGAAAGCUGCUAAAACUCUUGGUGUUGUAGUCGGCAUGUUCAUUUUAUGCUGGUUACCAUUUUUCCUCGCCCUGCCAAUUGGGUCAUUCAAUACCAACCUCAGGCCACCAGAGAUAUUCUUUAAGGUCAUCUUUUGGCUGGGUUACUUCAACAGCUGUCUGAAUCCCAUUAUCUACCCAUGCUACAGCCGUGAGUUCAAGCAAGCUUUCAUCCGUAUCCUCAGGUGUCAGUGCCACCACAGAAAGCAGCCGGGCUGGUGGUCCUACAACUAUCGCUCCAACCUGGGCUCCUCUAGCCAGUGUUAUAUGGACACCCACUCUGUCUACAUGAAUGGUAGCCAACAGACCCUGGCCUCUGCCCAGCCCUGCCCACGAUUCUGCGCAAAUUCAGGAAGCUCUUGCCCCGCAUCGGGUCAUUUGCCAGGUUGGGGUCCUAGAUCAUCCACGUCCUCCUCCUCCCUGUCUGGAGGCCUUUUUCCCGAUAAGCUCAGAGCUGGUCCUUUGGGUUCCAGCCAGCAAGCUGACUAA
This is a messenger RNA of Chanos chanos (milkfish), 1407 nucleotides long. RefSeq names its product adrenoceptor alpha 1Ba (gene adra1ba). Gene Ontology annotation, molecular function: alpha1-adrenergic receptor activity. Gene Ontology annotation, biological process: phospholipase C-activating G protein-coupled receptor signaling pathway; positive regulation of MAPK cascade; adenylate cyclase-activating adrenergic receptor signaling pathway. The record is from RefSeq and is a predicted model, not a curated record. NCBI's taxonomy places the organism in Eukaryota, Metazoa, Chordata, Actinopteri, Gonorynchiformes, Chanidae. Bases 1 to 1407 code for a protein of 468 amino acids. Gene Ontology annotation, cellular component: plasma membrane. The transcript is spliced from 2 exons.